UAAAGUACAUUAGGUGCGGUGUUGCAACUGCAAGGGGCGGAUGAACAGUAAUUCGGGGAUUUGGGCGACGCGAGGAGACUACCCUAUCGGUGGCUUCCGUCGCCGAUUCGGUGAGACCAUCUGGGAGAGACAACCAGGAGACCGGAGAUCGAAUAGAUGGAGGAACUGGAACAAUGUCCAAUUUCCAGGUGAGUGGCGGUUUCCGACAGAGAGGAACUUUUACACUAGCCAGGCGCGACGGUCCUCAGGGCUACACAGAUUAAUCAUGGAAGGAUUUUUAGGGCGACAUCACCUCAGGGCGUCAACUGAUGCUCGAGGUCAAGUCCGCUGGUUUGGAUUCCAGCCCCCGAAUCAGCAACUCAGGACUCAUCAGUCACAUGGGGUAUGGCGGCGCUGGACGGAAAUGGAGAAAUCUCUCCAACAAACAUUAGAUUCAACCCAUUCCUUUGAGGUUAUCAUUGAAAGCAAGGCUUUUCGAUUUACAAUUAUUGAUUGCAAUGUUGUUCGAAUUUCUGAAAUGAAACAUGGAAUUACAUCUGCUAUUAAUCUGGAUAUCGUUAGGCUCACUUGGUUGAAGAACUCCAUUCUCAAAAUUUUUUCUCGCAUUACUUUUGGGAGUAAGAUAGAAAUGAAUAAAUCUGUUCCGAUGCUUUAUGAUGCUAAUUUUUUUUGGAGGCUUUAUCCCCAUUAUUGAGAAGGGAUGUGAUAAUUUGUUUAUUCAUGAAGGACAAUAUAGAUUGGGGAUUAAUUGUUUUCUUAGAGGAAUUACAAGAUCAAUUGCUUUGAUGGUAGAAAGGAGCCAAAUAGAUAGGUUGAUAGAGCCACCAUUUGUGUAUUUUAGAGUCGUUUGCUCGGACACAAUGUCAUUUUUCACAGACACAGAAUCCAUAUCUAUCCUCUUUAAUCUUCAAAGAAGAUUUGCACUUUUUGGGCUUAAUUAUGAAUCUGAUAACACUUUGAAGAGUGUUGUUGUGAUUUGGGAUACUUCACAGGGGACAUUAACUUUUGAAAUCAAAGAGAUAUAUAUGACAGAUAUUCUUGAGACUACUCCUCUUUGCGUUUCUUUUCACCUCACACUGAACCUUUAUUAGAGGAUGGAUUGGUUUCUCCUCAGACAGAAGUUUUAGAACCUAAUGCUUCGGGUGGAAAAGAUCUUGAAGUCACGCAUGUUCUAAGGAUACUUUCUGCUCAUGAGCUACUAGACUGUGUUGCUGACACUGAAUGUGACUCAGCUUGUUCCAGAUUCCUACCUCGAUGGAGUGCUCGUCUCAAGGCUAAAGUAUUGGCUGAAACAUAGGGUCCUUUCUAUCUUUACGGAAUUAGCUUAUAGAUUUUAGGGGAUUUCAUUUCUAUAUAAUUCAACGAGAAGCUAUUUGUUUUUGGAGUUUUUGGACUUUUUACCAUCUAUCGGUCCUUUCCACAUUUAGUCCUUCAACUUUCAUAAAAGUGACGCUUUUGGUCCUUCAACUAUUAUAAUAAUGACAUUUUUAGUCCUCCAUUUCCUGUGUCAAACUCAUAGAGGAAGGACUAAAAAUGUCAAUUUUAUAAUUCUAAGAGGACUAAAUGAUGAAAACAUUGAAGUCGAGGAUUAAGAAUGUCUCUUACACAAUAGUUGAGGACUAAAAAUGGAAAAAUUGAAAGUCGAGUACCAAAAGUGUCACUGACCCAAUAGUCAAGAGACUGAAAAUGAAAAAAAAAACCCUGAUAGAUGUUCAUUCUAUUUGUACUCUACAACUUUGGAAGUCCGAACUGAUUUAGUUUAUGUCUGAA
This is a messenger RNA of Cuscuta epithymum, 1770 nucleotides long. The record is from the annotation of a GenBank genome assembly. Lineage: Eukaryota; Viridiplantae; Streptophyta; Magnoliopsida; Solanales; Convolvulaceae.